GUGGCGGGGUGGGUGCGGAAGUAGUGAUGCGCGAGCGGGUGAGGCGGUCGCGGCCGGUGGGCUGGUUGCUGCUCGCCCUCCUAGGAGCGGCGCUGUUGGGGUCGCGGGCUUCGCGCCUGUACACCCCGGAUUGGGAGAGCCUGGACUCCCGGCCGCUACCAGCCUGGUUCGACGAGGCCAAAUUCGGCGUGUUCGUGCACUGGGGCGUGUACUCGGUGCCGGCCUGGGGCAGCGAGUGGUUUUGGUGGCACUGGCAGGGCGAGGGACGGCUCAGAUACCAGCUCUUCAUGCGCGACAACUAUCCGCCCGGCUUUACCUACGCUGACUUCGGGCCGAAAUUCACAGCGCACUUCUUCCACCCAGACGAGUGGGCCCAGCUCUUCCUGGCCGCGGGGGCCAAGUAUGUGGUCUUCACCGCAAAACAUCAUGAAGGCUUCACAAACUGGCCCAGUCCGGUGUCUUGGAACUGGAACUCAAAGGACAUGGGCCCGCAUCGAGACCUGGUGGGCGAGCUGGGAGAGGCUCUCCGGAAGAGGAACAUACGCUAUGGUCUCUACCACUCACUCUUAGAGUGGUUCCAUCCUCUGUACCUGUUAGAUAAGAAAAAUGGCUUCAGAACUCAGCAUUUUGUCAGUUCCAAAACAAUGCCAGAACUGCUUGAUCUUGUUAACAGCUACCAGCCUGACCUCAUCUGGUCUGAUGGCGAGUGGGAAUGUCCUGACACUUACUGGAAUUCUACCUAUUUUCUUUCUUGGCUAUACAAUGAUAGCCCCGUCAAGGAUGAAGUGGUCGUAAAUGACCGCUGGGGGAGGAACUGUUCCUGUCACCAUGGAGGGUACUACAACUGCCAAGAUAAGUUCGUGCCCGAGAGCUUGCCCGACCACAAGUGGGAGAUGUGCACCAGCCUGGACAAGUGGUCCUGGGGCUACCGGCGGGACCUGAAGGUGACUGACGUCUUGGGCGAGUCUGAAAUCAUUUCGGAACUGGUUCAGACUGUAAGUCUGGGAGGCAACUAUCUUCUCAACGUGGGUCCUACUAAAGAUGGACUGAUCGUGCCCAUCUUCCAAGAGAGGCUCCUUGCUGUUGGCAGGUGGCUGCAGGUCAGCGGGGAGGCUAUCUAUGCCAGCAAGCCCUGGAGGGUGCAAAUAGAAAAGAACGAGACCUCUGUGUGGUACACUUCGAAAGGCUCAGUUGUUUAUGCCAUUUUUCUGCAGUGGCCAGAAAAUGAUAGUUUAUAUCUUAAGUCCCCCAUAACUACCUCCACUACAAAGGUAACCAUGCUGGGAAUCAAGGGUUAUCUGAAGUGGUCCAGAGAUCUGGAAGAAGGCAUGUACAUCGCUCUGCCUCCGUUGCCUCUCUCUGAACUCCCAGUGGAGUUUGCAUGGACUGUAAAGCUAACAGGAGUGAAGUGACCCCCGCGGGAGCUCAGGAGGAGAGGGUGCUGCCACAGAAGCAGCACCACAAUAAAGCCUCUUCUGUUCCCCACCCA
This is a messenger RNA of Cavia porcellus (domestic guinea pig), 1489 nucleotides long. RefSeq names its product alpha-L-fucosidase 1 (gene Fuca1). The record is from RefSeq and is a predicted model, not a curated record. Gene Ontology annotation, biological process: fucose metabolic process; glycoside catabolic process. Bases 27 to 1412 code for a protein of 461 amino acids. Gene Ontology annotation, cellular component: lysosome. Lineage: Eukaryota; Metazoa; Chordata; Mammalia; Rodentia; Caviidae. Gene Ontology annotation, molecular function: alpha-L-fucosidase activity. The transcript is spliced from 8 exons.